Eruca vesicaria subsp. sativa (arugula) is the source of this 489-nucleotide messenger RNA. NCBI's taxonomy places the organism in Eukaryota, Viridiplantae, Streptophyta, Magnoliopsida, Brassicales, Brassicaceae. The record is from the annotation of a GenBank genome assembly.
AUGAAAACUCUUCACUUCUCAGCUCCCGGUUUGGCUAAACCAACUAUCAUCAAUCUGAAGCAACAAACAAUAACACAAACCCAGUUCGUGUUGCGUCGUCAAGAAAGACCAUCUCUUUCGAUAAACUGUUGUUCUAACAGUGGCGGUGAAGAGAAGGUCUCUCAGCCGUUGGAUGGAGGAGUGGAGAUAAGGUUCAAACGAGGGUCAAGAAGGAGAAUGAGGGAAGAAAGUUCAGGUGAAGGAGGGCAAAGCGGGAAGAAAGCAGAGAAAAAGGUUCAGAAGCCAUGGGAAGAGAUGACGUUGAAUGAGAAAGCGUUGGAGCUUUAUGUGGGAGAGAAAGGUCUGUUGUUUUGGCUCAACAAAUUGGCUUACGCUUCAAUCUACAUUGUGAUUGGAGGUUGGAUUCUUUUCCGGUUUGUUGGACCGGCUUUGAAUCUUUAUCAGCUUGAUACACCUCCUCUUGAUCCUAAAAACAUCUUGAAGGGCUAA